This is a messenger RNA of Schistocerca nitens (vagrant locust), 7040 nucleotides long. RefSeq lists its product as uncharacterized. The record is from RefSeq and is a predicted model, not a curated record. The transcript has 8 exons. The coding region runs from base 1 to 4461 and encodes 1486 amino acids. Gene Ontology annotation, cellular component: extracellular region. NCBI's taxonomy places the organism in Eukaryota, Metazoa, Arthropoda, Insecta, Orthoptera, Acrididae. Gene Ontology annotation, molecular function: chitin binding.
AUGCAGGCGGUCAGGGAACGAAGAGCGGGCGCGGUGUCUGCGCGGCGCGGCCGGCUGUCGCCGUCGUUCCGGUGCCCGGCGGCCGGGCUGUUCGCGGCGCCCGGCGACUGCUCGUCGUUCGUGCGGUGCGCACCCCCGCGCCGUGCGGCCGCCGACCCGCAGCUGCAGCUGCAGGCGGUGCAGUUCUGGUGCGCGCCCGGCGCCGCCUUCGACCCCGCCGCCGCCGCCUGCGUCUACGGCAGGGCCUGCCCCACGCCCGUCGCCGCGGCGCUGCGGUCGGACUCCGACGCCGAGAAUGAGGUGGACCCCGGCAGGCCGGCCGCCGGCACGGAAGCCGCCGGGUGCUCCUCCGAGGGCUUCUUUGCCAGGAGCGACAGCUGCACCAAGUUCUACCGCUGCGUCUCCUCUGGCGACGGCUUCGCCAGGUACGACUUCGAGUGCGGAGAGGGCGCGGUGUUCGACCCGGCGACGGGCGUGUGCAACCACGCGUGGGCCACGGGCCGCUCCGAGUGCGGCGGCUCGCAGGCGGACGACGCGUCGCAGCUGGGAGGAGGAGCAGACGGGGAACAAGGAGCACCAGAGUCUCAGGAAGGCAACGAGGUGGCCGCUGGGAGCGAACCACAGGGUCAGCCGCAGCCGCAGCCGCAGCCGCAACCCGACACUCCGCCCGGAGCCGCGGAGGACGCACAGGCGCAGCCGGGGCAGGACAGCUCCACCGCCGUCGGACACCCGCAAGGUGAGGGCUCGGCGGACUGCCCGUCUGAGGGCUUCCACGCCGUGCCUGGCGACUGCACCAAGUUCGUGCGCUGCGUGCAGGGCGACGGCCGCAGCCUGCUGCGCUACGAGUUCUCCUGCGGCCCCGGCACCGUCUGGGACCCCGACGCCGGCGUCUGCAACCACGCCUGGGCCGUCGCCAGGAGCGAGUGCCGCGCUGCAGGGAGCCAGCAAACGACUAUGACGACGUCCUCCUCCUCAUCUUCAUCAUCGUCCAGCAGUAUGAGCAGCAGCAGCAGCAGUGAGCAGAUGUCGAGCAGCAACCAGACCACAGCGACCACCGAUUCCGGAGGCUCCACGACGAGCAGCACUUCCAGUUCUUCCAGCAACUCCAGCAGCAGUUCCCAGCAACAGUCUAGCUCGUCGCAGUCGUCUAGCAGCAACAUGACCAGCACUACCAUCACCACCUCAGGUAGCCAGACAGCCACCACAGCCGCUGCCGGUAACCAGGAGUCUACAUCCUCCUCAUCUGGUAGUCAGAACCAACAAUCGACCACUUCAUCGCAAAGUGGAAGCCAACAGUCUUCCUCUGGCAGUCAAAAUCAGCAGACCACAUCUUCUUCGGGCAGCGAACAGCAAUCGACCACGUCAUCUAUGACUGGGAGUCAGCAGACGUCUUCAGGUGGCCAGAACCAGCAGGGCACUAGUUCGUCAGAAAGUCAGAAUCAGCAGACCACUAGUUCAUCAGGAAGCGAGAAUCAGCAAUCUACAAGCUCCUCAGGCAGUGAACAGACCUCGUCUUCGUCGACAACAUCUUCAGAAAAUCAGCAGUCCACUUCUUCAGGAAGCGAAAACCAGCAAAUAUCGUCAUCUAGCAGUCAGAAUCAACAAGGGACUUCGUCAUCUGGAUCCCAACAGACUACAUCAUCUUCAUCUGAAAGCGGUCAGUCCGGAUCGUCAUCUGGGAGUGACAGUCAGCAGUCAUCGUCGUCAGGCAGCCAACAACAGACAGGAUCGUCCUCUGGCAGCGAGCAAACAGGGUCGUCAUCUGGCGGCGGAGAGCAACAGCAGACGUCAGGAGGAGCAACUCAACCGAUGACGCCAGCCACGUCGACCACUGCCAAGCCAGAAGGAAGCGGCGGAAGUGGCGGUAGCGGGGGUAGUGGUGGCAGUGGACAAUGCUCUUCCGAAGGAUUCCACCCAGUUCCUGGUGACUGUAAGAAAUUCAUACGAUGCGUAGAUAAUGGGCAGGGUGGUUUCACAAGGUACGAAUUCACGUGCGCUGAGGGAACUGUGUGGGAUCCUGCCACUACAGCUUGCAACCACCCUUGGGCCACGCAAGGUGAGUGUGGGACAGGAGGCGCAUCCCAACCGUCUGGAGACGGAGAUACAGGCGGCAGUGGACCUACUGGUGAACAAAGCAGUUCUACAGCUUCACCUGAGGACGGAAGCUCAUCACCAGAUGGUGGAUCGACAACUGGAGGUCCACCAGCAACUGAUGGCUCAUCGACCACACCAGGAGCUGGCGACAGCGCGCCUUCGCCGCCAGGCGCUCCUGAAGGUGGUUCGACACCACCUGCUGGAUCUGGAGAAGGAGGACCAGCAGAAGGUUCAACAACUCCAGCUGGUACUGGAGAUGGCAGUCCGAGCAGCGAAGGAGGUCAAACUCCAGGAUCUGAUGGAGACGGAGGACAAUCACCAGGGCCUGAUGGGGAUGGAGGCCAAUCACCAGUGCCUGAUGGGAACGGAGGCCAAUCACCGGGGCCUGAUGGGGAUGGAGGUCAGUCACCAGGACCUGAUGGAGAAGGGGGUCAGUCUCCAGGAACAGAUGGUACUGGCACAGAUGCGUCGUCAACAGCUUCACCUGAUAUGAGUUCCAUUUCGCCAGGAGAAACUGAUGGCUCUUCUACACCUGCAGGGACUGAUGGCGAAACUUCUUCCCAACCUACCGAUUCAGGUGAAGCUUCAUCACCACAGCCAGAAUCCGAAAACACUUCUCCGUCCACUGAUGGAGGUCAAAGUCCGCCGUCGCAGGGAGGGGACGGAAGCGAUCAAACUGCACCAGAUUCAGGAGACAACACUUCGUCAGGACCUGAGGGAUCGGGAGAAGCAAGUACCGCGACACCGACCGAAACAGCAGGAGGUACUCCAGGACAGGGUGGUGACGGCACCAGUACUUCAGGUACCGGGGAAACGAGCGAACCACCGGCAGAGGCGACGAAGCCAUCCGGCGACGGCACUAAUACCUCAAGCACGGCGCCCUGCAACACGACGCCGAAACCACAAGACAUUAAGUGUACGGAGGCCGGAUACUUCCCGCAUCCUACGGACUGUCGCAAGUUCUAUCGUUGCGUCGACUGGGAUGGAAACAAAGGCGAGCGCUUCUCCGUGUAUCACUUCGAGUGUGGUGAAGGAACCAUCUUCGAUCCGAGCUUGAGUGUUUGCAACCACGCAGACUCAGUAUAUCCGCCAAGGGACUGUUCCGGUGGAGGCGGCGGUGGUGGUGAUGGAGGAAGCGAGACACCGGCUGCUGAAACCUCAACACCAGCUGCUGGCAGUAGCAGCCCUCCGCCGGGAGAAACGACUGGUACUGCAGAGGGUACUUCAGAAGCACCGGGAACCACGGGUUCUGAGGAAUCUAGUACCACUCCCGGAGCAACUGAAGGCGGUACUCCAGAAACCACAGGCACAGAUGGAUCGACGACUCCUGCCGGCGAAACGACAAACACAGACGGCGGUUCGACACAACCUGAAGAAACUGGAGGCACCGCGCCCGAGCAAUCGACGACACCAGGAGAGACCACGGGAACCGACGAAGCAGGCACUACGACGCCCGCAACGGCAGCCACCGAUGCUCCUCCGACUGAUCAGACUUCCACGGUGAGCACCGGCUCGACUGAUACCGAAGGAACAUCUCCUGGCGGUGAAACUACAAGCACUCCCGAGGGAUCGACGGGUGGCGAAACUUCUAACCCUCCUACGGAUACGACUAGCGGAGGAGAAACAACGGACGGAACAGAGACUUCUACUCCCACCACAGGGGCGGAGGAAACCUCGACGCCUGGCGGAACAACCGGGACGGCAGAGACUUCGACGCCCGGUGAGACGACGAGCACCGGAGACUCUUCGACGAGCGGUCCGGACGGAACGGAGGCCACGGAAUCGCCAACGUCCGGAACGACAGAAGCGCCUUCAGGAGGCUCUGGCGGCCAGCAGGGAUCGUGCCCAGGUCCGCUGAAACCCGGCCAGGCACUGCUCGUCUGCCCCACCGCUUUCCGGCAGCAUCCCACCCGCUGCGGCCUCUUCUAUCAGUGCACAGUCUCGCAAGACUGGCGCGACGUGAGCAUCCAGGUGUUCGCCUGCGGAAACGGCACCGAAUACGACGAGAAUGAAAUCCAGUGCUUGCCGCCAAAGGAACCACGCGCCUGUGAAAUGUCGGAUGCGAGGACGACUUUCCAGCAGGUCCCCGCGGGCGUGGCGCUGUGUCCGACGGAGGGCCCGCAGCCGAUGCCCGGCGACUGCCACACAUUCCUGCGCUGCUCUCGCGACGACGGUGGCCGCCUGGCGGCGCGCGCGUCGCGCUGCCCCCAGGGCUACGGCUUCUGGCCCGUGUCGCGGCGCUGCGAGCGGCCCUACAAGAUCCCCUCCUGCCCCUACGGCGAGUACUCCUCCGACGAGCCGCCCCCAGGCUCCGCACCCAUCGAGACGUCCAACCUGGGCUCCGCACGAAGUCUGAAGCUGCUUUAAAUGCCCGGACGCGUGAUCCACAAUUUUCCGCAGUCAUGAAGACUUCGGCAGGGACUUCAGAAAUUUCCUGCCUAUCUGACGCCUAGAUCAACAGUUUAUACUAACAUUUAUGAACGAAACACAAAACUGAUGAAUUAUUCUUCGCUUUAGAACUAACCGAAAACGUUCUAUAUCGUGCUUCAAAAAGAGACUACGUACGUAUUCUCAAAUUACAUCCGAGGCAUUAACAUGAACGAAACGACCAUGUCUAAUGGCCGCUGACAGUGUUUAGUGGUUGACAGCAGAGAUACUUAUUUAGGCAACAUUGUGACUUUACACCACUGAAGUAGUAAGUCAUUUUUCGACAGAACAUGAUGUCAACGGUACUGCGCAGUACAGCUGCUGGGAACUAUAUGUCUGAACAAUGUAUGAUAUAGAUACGUUGAUUGGCUUAAUGACUGAAAUGUACCAAUUAUCGUUUUGUAAAGUUAUGGUCACUGUAGGUCAGUAACAGAUUGAAAAGUGUAGGGUCAUAAACGGUCAGUUAGCGGUUAUUCAGGAUCAGUUUCAUAACUCGUUACUGUGGUGGUGCGGACGUAAGGACGCGGGUGGUGUUGCGAUGCGCCGUAGGAAGUGACGUUCCAGGCUGUAGCGUCAUUCCGUCGCGCAUAUACCUGUAUCGUGCGCCUCUGUGUCCAUGUAAAACAUUUAGUGUCCAUUUUUCGUAUUACUUUGGGCCUAGAGAGAGUGAUUAGCGACUGUAGUGUUCAUUAGGGGUGCCGUAAAGCAGACACUCCAAGUGUUGUGCUGACAGGCGACAGCUGUUGUUUUCCAAGCAUUAAAUUCUUCUAGAGAGCAUCAGAAUCAUAAACUAAGGCCCAACGUGGCGCUUUCCCCAGCGUUCAGUUACUAUAGCAGGCAACGCCGCGGAUCACACUCACAACUCGGCAAAGUAUCCUUCUUCCCUCUUGGAGCACAACGCACCACGCAGUCAUCAUCUUACUUGCACACCAUAUAGUGUAGGAGGAUCAACUCGUUCCCCCUGAGAGUUGCAGAGUCUCUACUUGAAAAUUGUGACGAAUGUUACAUAUCACAAACGCAUAGUGAAUUGUCUUUGCGAUUAAGUUUGUGCGCACGCCGUGUAGUCGGCUGCGCUUGCAGCAGCCCCGUUAUGUUGGUUGCCUAGCUUCAGGAUACGUCAUCCGUGCCCUCCGGAGACAUAUAUGUCAAAAAAUCUUAUCUCAGUUACCUCUGAGAUUACUUGCCUACUGGUGUGAGCAACAUAGCUCUCAAGUACACAUACUACAUCACAUUAGUUAUUCCGCGAAACAAGAGAAACUCACAAUCGCUGAUAAGGAAUAUAAACAGAUAUCACACUUGUUGCCAUGCGUGUGAAUCAGCAGACAUUUUCUUCAAGAGUCUGCAGUGUAAAACUUCCAAAAAAUGUUGCAAAAGUACCGUUAAUUUCAGAAGAUCUGACUUCAGAAACGUCUUGACUGUUCCGGUAGUCCGAACGUACAAAGUAGCAUCGCUAGCUGACUAGUUGUCAUUGAAAUAGUUCAUCAGUUUGAAGCGAGAAUCGCGUGUCUGAAAUUUAUCACACAGUACCCUGAGUGAUACGAGCUUACGGACCGCGUCUUUAUACAUUUAUUACAAAAAACAUUAGUUUUAAAUCUAACUAAAGAUGUCUGUAUCUGAAACUCCUUUCGGAUGCAGUUAUUGCUCAGGUGUCCAACGCAGUGCGACGGUGUUGAAUUAAUGUACGGUGUCGGGGAGGUGGUGGUUCCUAACUUCUACCAUUGGCGCUUGGGCGAGCCCGGAACAAGUUUACCGCGGUUGGCGUGUGUCGACACGUGGUCUGUUUCCACAAACAGGGCAGUCGCGAGAGGCCGCGGAGGGCUCGCCUUACCGCCAUGUUAUUUCUGUAGCCGAGAAAAGAGUCUACAGCGUCAGAAACGAAUUCCCUUUUUUCUUAUCUCUUUCACGCCUAUCCGUACGUUACUGAUGAUCUUACAGUGUUGGAACUAAGUCAAGUUGCCGCAUUUUAUUGUUGCACUACAGAGGCACACACAUCUUAACAUUACAUAUUGGUAACAUUAACGUGUUCUCGACCAAAAAUACGUCCAUACAAGUUUAUACAAUGUGUAGAGUACUUGUUCUGAACCACGCACGGAUCGUUACGAAUUUUCAUGGCGUUUCGUGGAAGCGUAUACCUUCUGCCCCUGGCAGGAUGAUUUUCAGUUUCCUGGGAAGACGCGCAUGAGUCUUCUCGGCUACGGAGUCGUAUGGCCUCAUUGCUUUUUAUUUAUUUAUUUGUUCUGCACCAGCAGUCAGACCAGACGACAAUAUGAAAUGUGUUUUUACAAAUAUGUACGCCAGCUUUAAUAGUUAUUACUGACAUAGUUUUAAGAGUCAAAUGUCACUGACGUGAUUUCAUUGCGUAGUCAAGAAACAUCAGAUGAAGUUCCAUUAUUUUUUAUGAUGGAUAAGUGAUUAUAGUUUCAUGGGCAGCAUUAUGAAGCUGCUACAGCCAACAAAAUAGGUUGUAAAUAUAUGUCUUCUUGUAAAUAACUACUGAAAUAAAGAUUUUUUUAUAUGUA